AUGCUGCUGGAAGAGCUCAAUUCGGAGGAAGUCAACGAAUUUUUGAGAAAACGUGUCGAAUCGAGAAAACAGCACGAAAACGAGAAAGAUGUAGAGUUGGCCGAAAAUAUUACGACUACAACAACGCCGACGGCAGAAAGUUCAACCGAGAACUUGAUUCAUUUGUUGCAACCAAGGGAAAACAACGACGAAUCGCGAAGCACGACAACUAUCAACACUGAUGAUGUUAACAAUGAUUUUCUGUCACCACCGAAGCCACCAAUGCUGCUAUCCGAAUUUGCUGAUCAGCUCGUCAGCAAUAUGAAUCUUACGACAAUAAGUUAUCCAGAUUUUCCAACACCGAAACCGACUGUUUUCUCAACAACUCCUGACGAAUCUUUCCCAUAUAUGGUGAAUGCAGCGAAGGAAUUCAUUCGUCGAUACUUAUCUCCAGAGCAAUGGCGAAAAUUAAGAAUUCUCUUAAAAACUAUGAAGGAAGUUGGUGGGUCUCGUAUGGAUAUACACCGCGCUGCAACUUUAUUCAUCUCAAAAGUUAUUUCAAAAAGUGAGAUGGAUGAAAUAACUUCGAGAAGAGGAGAACUGUUUCGUACAUUUAGCAGACGAUUUCUGAACCGUAAAAGGAAAAUAAAAUAA
This is a messenger RNA of Caenorhabditis bovis, 633 nucleotides long. Lineage: Eukaryota; Metazoa; Nematoda; Chromadorea; Rhabditida; Rhabditidae. The record is from the annotation of a GenBank genome assembly.